This is a messenger RNA of Rhodamnia argentea, 1541 nucleotides long. RefSeq names its product E3 ubiquitin-protein ligase PUB23-like. Bases 127 to 1371 code for a protein of 414 amino acids. Gene Ontology annotation, biological process: protein ubiquitination. Gene Ontology annotation, molecular function: ubiquitin protein ligase activity. Lineage: Eukaryota; Viridiplantae; Streptophyta; Magnoliopsida; Myrtales; Myrtaceae. The record is from RefSeq and is a predicted model, not a curated record. The transcript has a single exon.
AGCUAUCAUUUUUAUCUCCUCUCCUCAUCACAAGAGCUCCUCAAUCAUCGCACUCAGAAUUCGAUCGCACUUCGAGUCGGCAUCGAGGUUCCAUCGUCAGCUCAUAGAUCCGGUCACCUUGCACCAAUGGACAACAAUGAAGUGGAAGUGCCUCGAUUCUUCCUCUGCCCUAUCUCGCUGGAGAUCAUGAGAGAUCCGGUCACCUUGUCAACAGGGAUAACCUACGACCGAGAGAGCAUCGAGACAUGGCUGUCCACGUCCAAAAACAGCUUGUGCCCCGUCACCAAGCAGCCGAUCUCUGAUGAGGACCUGACCCCCAACCACACCCUCCGCCGACUGAUCCAAUCUUGGUGCACCCUCAACUCAUCUAAAGGCAUCGAGCGAAUCCCGACUCCCAGGGCUCCCAUCAGCAAAGCCCAGAUCACCGAGAUCCUGCGCGAUGCCGAGAAGCCUCAGCUCCAGCAGAAGUGCCUUAGGCGGCUGAGAUCUAUCGCUUCUCGUAAUACUUCAGCCAAGCGUUGCAUGGAAGCUGCCGGUGCUGUCGAGUUCCUGGCCUCGGUGAUAAACACCAACUCGCAAGAUCAGUCAUUGGCGUCGGAAGACGGGUCACUUCUCAACAUCAAAGCACCGAGCGACGACGCUCUGUGCAUCCUCUACAAUCUGCAGCUCUCCGAGCAGGGCCUUAAGAGCCUUGUGGCCAAGGACAGUGAGUUCACUGAGUCGCUCACGCGCAUCAUGCAGCGUGGGCCCUACGACUCGAGGGCGUACGCUGUGCUGCUGCUCAAGUCGAUGUUCGAGGUCGCUGAACCGAUGCAGAUCAUCACGCUGAGGCAGGAGUUCUUUGCUGAGGCGGUCCAAGUCCUGCACGACCAUAUCUCUCAGCAGGCCACCAAGGACACGCUGAAGCUACUGAUAAACCUAUGCCCUUGGGGCCGAAACAGGAUCAAAGCCGUCGAGUCCGGGGCAGUCUCGGUAUUGAUCGAGCUGCUUCUUGAUUGCUCUGACCGCAGGACAUGCGAGUUAAUAUUGAUGUUGUUGGAGAUGCUGUGUCAAUGUGCCGAGGGGAGGUCGGAGUUGCUAAGCCACGGGGCGGGCCUCUCGAUUGUGUCGAAGAAGAUACUUAGGGUUUCGCAGGUGGCUAGCGAGAGGGCAGUCCGAAUUCUGCUCUAUGUCUCCAAGUUCUCGGCAACUACGAGCGUGGCGCAAGAGAUGUUGCAGUUGGGCAUCGCAAUGAAGCUGUGUUUGGUUCUGCAGGUGGACUGCGGGAGGAAGAUCAAAGAAAAGGCGAUUGAGAUACUGAAAUUGCAUGCCAGGGUUUGGAAGCACUCUCCUUGCUUACCCUCCAAUUUGCUCUCUUCAUACCCAUCUUGAAAUGGAGAGGGAGCUUGCAGUUUUCUUGCUUUUUUCGACUAAGCAUUUGUAUAUUGAUUUCUGAAAUGGUUACUGUCCCACCAUCGGUGAAAGUUUUACCUUCCCAACUGAUGGACAGAAUAAGAACACUAGUGUAAUUUGGAUAUUCUUAUACAGAUAUGUACAUGACC